ACUGUUUGCGAGGCUCCUCGACUACAGAAACAGUUUGCAGUAAGAGGUUUACCUGUUCUUAAACUAACCAGAGAAGCUGACGCCUUAAUCGUGGACUAUAGACACAUCUCCGUGAUUAUUCCUUGUGGAAAUAUAGCUAUUCCUUUACAAGACCUCCAAGACUAGCAUUUUGAUGUCACAUUCCCAAAGCAACUGAGCCCCGUCAGAGAAUCAGCAGACAUAAAGAUAGCCAAAGGAUUCUUCAUCUUCAGAGAGGCCAAAGAAUAAGGAAGAAGGGAGGUUUUGAAGCUGGAACACCCACCACCCUUAUUGAAUAAUGGUGACUUUUUGAGAGUGCGUUGAUCUCAGGUCAAGGCCUACAUGCCACUGUGAUCACCAAGAAGCGGACAAAGGAAAAAAAUAAUUUWAAAAAAUCAUAWUAAAAGGAGGUGCAAAUCUCAUCACUGAGAGACGAUCCCCUCACAAACUGAAUUCUGGGAAACAGAAUGCCAGCGAAGACGCCCAUGUACUUAAAGACUAACACACCCAAGCGGGGGAAGAAGCUCAAGCUGCGAGACGUCCUGUCCAGUGACAUGAUUAGCCCCCCACUAGGGGACAUGCGCCACAGAGCCCAUGUCGGGCUGGAGGGAGAGGGUGACAUGUUCGGAGACGUAGGCUUUUUACAGGGCAAGAUGGACAUGUUGCCCGCCCUGAACGGCUUACCACGCUCCCACAGUAUGGAGAGGCAGCUGGAUGAAGCCUACCCCAUGAACGACAAAGGACCCAACCACUCUUGUAACAACCACCGCAACCCCUACCACCAUUCCACCAGCCUGCUGAAGAGCACCAUCUCCAUGCCUGUGUUCAUCGCCCCCGAGCAGGCCCCUCCCAAGCCGCCUCGGCUCCACCUGGAGGACUCGACCCCCCCGUCCCAGCAGCAACAGCACCAACCUCAGCCGAACAACCAUAACCACAACGACCACAAUCAGCAGCGGCAUCACUCCAUGUCUGUGUGUGACCAGGGUGUCGGCUGCUACAUGGACCCCUGCCACGACCUUAGCUACUCUGCCUCCUUCAGGCACCUGGUGCCCUCCUCCGGCUCCUUCUCAGAGGUCUCCUCAGAGGACUCCAUGUCAGAGAGCUGUGGCCCCCUGGACCCUCAGAGGGGGCUGAGCCUGGAUUCAGACGCUGGCCUGAGCAAUGAGGACCUGGGGAGCGAGCGGAGUGAGUCGCCCACCGUGUGCCCUAGAUUCUCUCCCGGUGUCUCCCGCUCAGAGUCCCUGAUGGGCUUGGAUCUGGACCUGGGGCCAUCCAUCCUGGAGGACGUGCUGAGGAUCAUGGACCGCUACAAGAGUGUUGAUGACCGCUGUGAGUUGUGAGCAGAUGAGGGGAAAGGGGUUUAGACACUGCAGAGAGGUGUCUGGGACACUUUUUUUUUUUUACCAUCCUCCAUAUAGCCUAAUGAUGAUUGGGCUGGUCGGUCGGACAGACGGUCGGUCAGACGGUCGGACGGACGGACGGACGGACGGACGGACGGACGGACAGACGGACAGACAGACGGACAGACAGACAGACAGACAGACAGACAGACAGACAGACAGAGGAUAGUGCCAGGACUGACAGGCUAAAAAGCCUGGGACUUAAGACGCUGUAAAUGUGGGACUAUAUAAUAUCUAGACUGGAUAAACAGCAGCUUCAGAACCAACCAUUUGUCUUUUGAUAUUCAGAAUCACAAAUGGGGGAGAGACAAUCAUUUCUCCCACUCAAAUGUUGUCAAAAUCUUCACAGACUAUCAUUUUACAUGUUUUUCAUCAUUUCACUAUUGUUAGGGCACAUAAUUCAUACUUUACUAACUCUCUAAGUAAGCUCUGUAGUUUUGUGAUAGGAGGAAACGUAGUUGUCUGAAAAUACAAUUCAUGUACUUAAAAAGCCUGCAAAGUUUAUUUUUAUUUUUUAAAUGAAAUAUCAUAUUGCUGAUAUUCUUCCAGGAACACUUUUUUAAAAUUCUGUAUGUACAUCUGAUUGAAUUUUACUGUUCUAUGUCAGAACAAUAUGAUCAAGACUGGAGUGUGCUAUGUAUUAGUUUGCCAUCUAGUGGCAUAUGUAAGAAUUACACCCAAUUUGCAGCAGUUCUAGCAGGGCGAAAAGUGAGGUCAAAAUGUUGCUUUCUGGGGGCUAAAGUGCAUUAGAAUCAAAGUAUCAGAAAUGUGCAGCUUCUUCAAAAUCCUUUAAAUAUAGUGGGAUGACCAGAGAAGGUUUCUCUGUUCUUUUGUAACAGCUGUGCAAUUUGCGGACUUGAAUUGAAUCCUUCAGCAUUUUUUUCUAUUGCGUUGUUAAAUUACAGUGUAUCUCCAAUUGUUAUGUAUAUAACUGUAAUGUAUGAAAUAAAUAUGGCAAUUAGA
This is a messenger RNA of Salvelinus sp. IW2-2015, 2381 nucleotides long. RefSeq names its product cdc42 effector protein 2-like. Gene Ontology annotation, cellular component: cytoplasm; membrane. Gene Ontology annotation, biological process: positive regulation of pseudopodium assembly; regulation of cell shape; positive regulation of actin filament polymerization. NCBI's taxonomy places the organism in Eukaryota, Metazoa, Chordata, Actinopteri, Salmoniformes, Salmonidae. The record is from RefSeq and is a predicted model, not a curated record. Gene Ontology annotation, molecular function: small GTPase binding.